Carcharodon carcharias (great white shark) is the source of this 885-nucleotide messenger RNA. RefSeq names its product myosin regulatory light chain 2B, cardiac muscle isoform-like. The transcript has 7 exons. The coding region runs from base 125 to 625 and encodes 166 amino acids. NCBI's taxonomy places the organism in Eukaryota, Metazoa, Chordata, Chondrichthyes, Lamniformes, Lamnidae. The record is from RefSeq and is a predicted model, not a curated record. Gene Ontology annotation, molecular function: calcium ion binding. Gene Ontology annotation, cellular component: cytoplasm.
GUUAGCUCCAGUAUCUAAACUUGGAACACGUAUAUUUUUACUCCCACAGAAUCUAUAUAUAAGAGAAUAGUCCCACCUUCUUUUGUCUGGUUUGUCUCACUGUUGAGGGGAUACAGAGAUCAAGAUGUCCCCAAAGAAAGCCAAGAAGAAGUUGGAGGGAAGUUCCAAUGUCUUCUCAAUGUUUGACCAAACGCAGAUCCAAGAGUUCAAAGAGGCUUUCACUAUCAUGGAUCAGAACAGAGACGGUUUCAUCAAUAAAGAGGAUCUGAGAGACACCUUUGCAGCUCUGGGCCGCGCCGCGAAAAGUGAAGAGUUGGACGCGAUGUUGAGUGAGGCCCCGGGAGCAAUAAACUUCACAGUCUUUCUGACCAUGUUCGGUGAGAAACUGAAAGGUGCUGACCCUGAAGAAACAAUUCUAAAUGCUUUCAAGAUUUUUGACCCAGACGCCAAGGGACAUAUCAAAGCAGACUACAUCAAGACUAUGCUGAUGACCCAAGCUGACAGAUUUAAUGAAGAAGAGUGCGAGCAGAUGUUUUCUGCCUUCCCUCCUGAUGUUUCUGGUAAUCUCGACUAUAAAAACCUGUGCUACGUUAUCACACACGGUGAAGAGAAGGAUCAGGAAUGACGAAACUCACCCUCAGGAUGAAGGUUACCAUUGAGUGUGAUGUGAUUCUUCCUGCCUGGUGAUGGGAAUGAUCAGGAGUGAUGCAGUUCACAUGUAACUUGUGGAAUCACUGCCAACGUCUUCACAAACCUUCAAACAUUAACUUCCAACAUCCUGAUGUUAACAUACUGUUCUGAUUAUGUAAAAUAUUUGUUGCAAUAGAAUUAUACCCUGAUCAGAACUUUGACUCAGCUGUAAAUAAAUGUUCUUCAUGAGCAUCA